Messenger RNA from Acipenser ruthenus (sterlet), 837 nucleotides. Its product is annotated as scavenger receptor cysteine-rich type 1 protein M130-like. The transcript is spliced from 4 exons. Bases 1 to 837 code for a protein of 278 amino acids. The record is from RefSeq and is a predicted model, not a curated record. Gene Ontology annotation, cellular component: membrane. NCBI's taxonomy places the organism in Eukaryota, Metazoa, Chordata, Actinopteri, Acipenseriformes, Acipenseridae.
AUGGUCUGCGAUGACUCCUGGGACCUGGCAGAUGCUGAGGUGGUGUGUAAGCAGCUCCAGUGUGGGACGGCACUCAACGCGUCAGUGUCAGCCUCCUUCGACCAGGGGACCGGAUCCAUCUGGCUGGACGAGCUGCGCUGUCAGGGGAACGAAUCGACUCUGUGGGAGUGUGCCUCAGGAGGGUGGGGACAACACAACUGCAGACACAAGGAGGACGCGGGAGUCGUGUGUUCAGUGCAGUUUUCUUUCAUGAUUGUAUGUUGUUUUGACAUCAAGGAUUUUGAGUUCAAGGAUCUUAGACUGGCUGAAGGCUGCUCUGGACCAAUAGAGGUUCUCUACAAUGGCACCUGGCGUAGUGUCUGCGGCAACAGAAUGACACAGAUUACAGCUUCAGUGAUAUGUCAGCAGCUGAACUGUGAAGAAAGUGCUGCCAUUAGAAAUGCAAAAUCCAGUUCUGAUUACAAAUGGCUUGAUGGAGUGAACUGCCGAAGACACGACUCUACACUGUGGCAGUGUCCAUCCUUACCCUGGGGUCAGACAAAUUGCUUUAACUAUGAGGUGGCUGCGAUUGAGUGCACAGUGAAAGAGAAGCCACCUGUCACCAGCAUACCCAAGUCAUGUUCUGAAGACCUCACUCAAGAGCACUGCACAGAGCCAGCAGAGCUGAGGCUAGCUGGAAGCUCAAGUCCCUGGGGGACAGUCUGCGAUGACUCCUGGGACCUGAAGGACGCCCAGGUGGUCUGCAGACAACUAGGCUGUGGGUCAGCAGAGAGCACAGGGGGGGGGGUGAGGCUACGUUUGGACAAGGGAACGGCACCAUCUGGCUGGACGAGGUGA